CACCGUUUCGUCCGGCAGGAUCUGUGUUUCUCGUCUCUCGUAUGUAUCGUAUCCAAAUGAAUGGAAGUGAAUCCUGACGUCCGGUGAUCGGCACCUCAAAAGGACAUGGACUGGAGGACCAGUCUCUUGCCUUUCUUCCUCGCCCUUCUUCAACAGGCCCAGAGCGAAGGCGUGUUCGAACUUCGCCUCCGCGCCUUCCACAACGACCUCGGGAAAGACGACCAAGGCGACUGCUGCUCCGGCGUCCCCGACCCUCAAUGUCAGUCGAGCUGGCAGGGGCCUUUCUGCGACCAGUGCAUCCCAUAUCCAGGAUGCAAGCACGGGAGCUGCCGAGAACCGGGGCAGUGCGAAUGCGACGAGGGAUGGGGAGGAGUGUUCUGCGACCAAGACCUCAACUAUUGUACGAACCAUCACCCGUGUCGAAACGGAGGGAUCUGUUUCAACACCGGGGAAGGGAGCUACGAAUGCAACUGCACUGCGGGCUUCACGGGCAAAGAUUGCGAGAGGGAAAUGGACGAAUGCCACACCAAUCCCUGUCGUCACGGAGGCAUUUGCCUGGUCAUGGGUUCGAAGUAUACGUGCAGCUGCAAGCAGGGAUGGCAUGGGCAAAACUGCGAGCUGACGGCGGGUUCUUGUGCGGAUUUCCCGUGUCGGAAUGGAGCCACGUGUCUGGAUGACCCGUCGGUGGGGUAUCGAUGCCGGUGUCCAUAUGGCUACUCUGGGAGCCAUUGCGAAACUCCGAGGGAUCCCUGCUCGUCUCAGCCUUGUCUCAACGGUGGGAAAUGCAAGUGGUACGGAGUGGGAUCGGAGUUCCAAUGCAGUUGUCCCCGAGGUUUCCGCGGAGCCAAGUGCGAGGAGCGAGUAGACGUAUGCGAAAGCGAACCAUCCCCGUGCCAGCACGGGGGGACAUGCACCAGGAUCAACGUGAGUCUGGGGGGACCGGAGGAGUUCAAGUGCCUCUGUCCGCCGGGGUUCGUCGGUUCACAGUGCGAGACGGAUGUGGAUGACUGUGCGACGAGGCCGUGUGCGAAUGCGGGGACUUGCUUGGAUCGACCCAAUGGGUUCGAAUGCCUCUGCCCGCCGGGGUACAUGGGGGCCACGUGUCAGGUCUAUGUGGACGCCACGUGUCAACUGAAUCCGUGUCAGAAUGGGGGGACCUGUAGGAAUUCUCUGGUGGCCCCUGGAUUUUAUUGCAUCUGUCCCGAGGGGGUCACGGGGAGGGAAUGCGAGUCCCCGGACCCCUUACGCCUGGAGGACGACGGGGGACUGAGCAUGGGACAGGUGGUUGCCAUAGCAACGGUGAGCGUGUCGGUGCCGCUGUUGGUGGUGUUGGCGACGUGUGCCGUGUGGUGCCUGAAGCACCGACGGCGACGCGAGAAGGCCCGAGCGGACGAGGAGGCGAGGCAGCAGAACGAAGCCAAUGCGAGGUCCAAGAACCUCAUCCUGCAACACCACAACAAUAACAACAAUCACCAUCACCAUCAUCCCAAGUUCGACAUGAUCGUGAACGACCUGGACUACCCGUCGAGUGAGAGCGGGAGCAAGUGCGUGAACACGACCGUGUCGAGUGAACCGAGUUACGAGAUCCUGCAGAAACGGAUGAGGAAAUCCUACAAACAGAUGAACACGUCCUGUCCCGCGUCCGAGACGCUUUCCGUGCCGGGCUCGGAUCGGUUCGGCAGGGCGUCCGUGUUGAGCGAGAAACUGGAGAAGGACCUGGAGCACGUCUACGCCGUGUCCAUGUCCACGUCCAGGUCGUUUAGUGGGGGUGGUGCAGGGACACCCCUGGGUGGCGGUGGCACCUGUGGAGGCACCUUCCAUCCGUCGUCGUCGUCGUCCUCGUCCUCGUCAUCGGUUCACUGUAGCACCAGUGAGAGCACGCUGGGCUGGAAGUCGUCAGGAGAGUCUCGGCGAUCCCCGUCACCUAGUCCCCCGUGCCCCCCGGGCCCCCCGUGCCCGUCCAUCCCGGGCGUCUACGUCAUCAGUGAUCCUCCGCCUCCCUCACUCUACGACUACGCGCGCGCGUCUUCGUUCAGUGAGGAUGGACUUCUCGCCACGGAAACGACGCAGUUGGGUGGGACCAAUCGCAGCGUUGCUGGGCCAUUGGCGGGGAGUGACGUCAUUGUGUGUCUCUUCGCCCUUGCCGCAGCCGAGCAACAUCAAGGCGGUGACUGGCACGAACAGACUUUCUAUCCUUCAUCUGCUUUGGUGCUUCCUCCUUCCUCGUUCUUCCGACUUCGGCAUGAGAGCAGAAGUGAAGGAUUCGUGAUGAGUAAGAAGCCUCAAUCACUCUGGGUGUUCGGGUAUGGAUCCCUGUGCUGGCGACCUGGCUUUCAGUUCGCCCAGGCCAAAGUGGGUCACGUGCGGGGAUUCUCUCGACGGUUUUGGCAAGGGAACACGACGCAUCGAGGAUCGCCGGGAAAGCCGGGGAGAGUGGUCACAUUGGUGGAAGAUGCGGACGGUAUGGUGUGGGGACAGGCGUAUGAGCUCAUAAACGAAGAUGCCCUGGAAUACCUGAAUCAUAGGGAAGUGGUACUGGGAGGAUACCGUUCCGAGCUGACUCUCUUCCGAAGUCGAGACGAGGGAGUGGAGUUCCCCGUCCUUGUUUUUCUGUCCGUCCCGGGUUCUCCUGGCUGGCUGGGACCUGCCUCUCCCCGGGAUGUGGCCGACCAGAUCCUCACCGCUCGGGGGCCUUCGGGCCACAAUGCGGAGUACGUCCUUCGCCUGGCGCACUUUCUGAGGGAGGUGAUCCCCGAGGACCGAGACGAUCACCUCUUCGAACUCGAGGCUCUGGUUCUGCACGGGCUGAAAAUGAUGGGUUUGUCGCACGAGGAGUUCCUGGGGAUCUCGAAGGGGAAAGCUACUCCUUGGGAGUCCUCUCAGGGUCCCGGAUCAGCGUCACCCCCUCCCAGUCCGAGGGAGAACUCCUUCCAGUUCCAAUCUAUGCUUCCAGCCAAGAGCCUUCGCUGCCUCAAUAUCACUUGAUUGUCUUUCGCACUUAAUUUUAUUCUGACGCACUGGACAGAUUUAGGGGGGUUAGCUUUUUCAUUAUUUCCGUUCGAGGUCUGCUGAAUACAGAUUAUAUUAUUGCCUUGGAGAUCAGGUCACGUGAACUGACAUGAUUAAUACAGGGUGUUGGCUCAUUCA
This is a messenger RNA of Darwinula stevensoni, 3147 nucleotides long. NCBI's taxonomy places the organism in Eukaryota, Metazoa, Arthropoda, Ostracoda, Podocopida, Darwinulidae. The record is from the annotation of a GenBank genome assembly.